Molecule: messenger RNA, 510 nt
Organism: Adineta steineri
Lineage: Eukaryota; Metazoa; Rotifera; Eurotatoria; Adinetida; Adinetidae
Source: the annotation of a GenBank genome assembly
AUGAUUUCUUGUGUCAUCAUUUUGAUUACAGCAUUAUAUAUAUCACAGAGUGAUGCAAUUCAACGUCCCACUUUCAUUGAUCGUCUCAAUCAUUUGAUCAACAAACGUUCGACUGAAGCUAGUACUUGUCUUACCAACGCAUUUAAUGAUUACAAACAGGCUGUUCAAAGAGCGCUUCUAAAGCAUAAUACUGAUAUUCAGACAGAACUUCAAAAGCACAAUACUCAUCAGAGAGAACUUCGAAGGUACAAUCAUGCUCUUAAACAAGCACUUCAAAAGUACAAUACUACUAUUGAUGCUUGUAAUACUCCUCCUCCUCCUACUACUGCGGUUGCUUGUAUUAAUUCUGGUGCUUGUACUCGUGAUGCUGACUGUUGUGAUCGUAGGUGCACUACUAUUGAUCCUUCUCCUCCUAUUCCUCCUGCUGGUAGUUAUUAUAUCUGUGGUCCCCCUCGUAUUCCUUGUGAUGGUAAUAGUUAUUGUGUUUGUGGUGCUCCUGAUUCUCGCUGA